This is a messenger RNA of Rubroshorea leprosula, 1285 nucleotides long. The record is from the annotation of a GenBank genome assembly. Lineage: Eukaryota; Viridiplantae; Streptophyta; Magnoliopsida; Malvales; Dipterocarpaceae.
AGGCACAAACCUUUCGUUCUUUCGCUUUCUUGGUUCUUUUGAAACCCACUGUUUCCUUGGUUCGUUUUCUGUGUCCAAGAAAAACCCACAAUUUCUUUCUUUGUUUUCUUCAAGAGAUUUGGUGGGGGUUUAGUCUAUGAGCUGGGGUUUUACUCUGUUCUUGUUGGUCUUCAGUUGUUUGAUCCAAAAGGGUUUUUUUUUUCACAAGGGAAAUAAGCAAAGAUGCAUCCUUGGCUGAGAGCACAGAUGGUUCUUUCUUGCUGGGAACUGGUGGGUAGAAUUUUGGGUACGAGCAAGGAUGAUGUUAGUGAUGAUGAUGAUCCUGAUGAUUCCUCGCUCCAUUCUCCGCUAUUCUGGAGCAGAGACCUCGAAAAGCACCCCUAUGGCGAAUUCUCAUUCGCAGUGAUUAAAGGCAAUGAGGUUAUCGAGGAUCACAGCCAGGUCGAGACUGGAAGGGAGGCUACCUUUGUUGGAGUCUAUGAUGGGCAUGGUGGUCCAGACGCGUCUCGCUACAUAUCUAGGCGACUCUUCCGGAAUUUCAUCAUUUCUUACUUUGUGUUUGCCCAUGGAUGGUAUAAGGCAUCUAGAACUAUUGGUGAUGCAUACAUGAAGGAGCCAGAGUAUAAUGCUGAUCCUAGAUUCAGACGAUACUACCUCCCUCUCCCUGAGCCAUUCCAGCGGCCUCUUCUAACUCCAGAACCAUCAUUGCAUAGAAGGGUCUUACAACCCAGUGAUGGGUUUGUCAUUUUUGCAUCUGAUGGACUUUGGGAAAAUUUGACAAACCAGCAGGCUGUCGAUAUUGUCAAUAAACAUCAGCGAGCAGGAAUUGCAAGAAAACUUAUCAAAAGAGCUCUAAAAGAGGCCGCAAAGAAGAGGCAGAUGAACUUUGAUGAGCUACUGAGGGUUCCAGAUGCAACAAGGAGGAACUUCCAUGAUGAUAUCACAGUUGUUGUCAUCUUUGUAGACCAUGACUUGCUUGAAAAGGGGGCAUCUGUACCAGAGCUUUCAGUACGUGGAUUUGGUGAAGUAAAGGUCUGCCAUCCGAUGUAAUACUAGUCACUAGACAUGAUCUGUUGAGAUCUGCAAGCCUUUUUUGUGACAGAUGAAUGUUGAUAUCCCGGGUUUUCAAUUUGCUUUUAUACCCUUUCAAAGUAAGCUAGAGCGUGCAUCAAAUAUUGAGGCUUUGUUCUCUCAUAUUAGGUAUUCAUUCUUUUGGUAUACUCUGUAACAAGUACUCUGAAUAAUUGGAGUGACGAUCAGCUACUAAGAAAGCUGGGAGUUUCCU